AUGGGCCAGAAAACGCCGCCGCCCGGAUACAAGUUUCAGACACACAAGCUGGCAAAAACGCUGCAAGAUACAGGCAAGACCCCGCUGGUCCUGGUCGCAUGCGGGUCGUACUCCCCUGUAACCUACCUCCAUAUGCGCAUGUUCGAGAUGGCCGCCGACUAUUUCACCGUCCAUUCAAAGUACGAGCUGAUCGGUGGCUACUUCUCACCCGUUUCCGACUACUACCAGAAGGAGGGGCUGGCCCCUGCACACCACCGCGUAAAAAUGUGCGAGCUGGCAACCGAGACCAGCUCGGCAUGGCUGAUGGUGGACAGCUGGGAGGCGCUUCAGCCGUCAUAUCAGCGCACUGCAGUUGUCCUCGAUCAUUUUGAUGAGGAGCUGAACGAAAAACUGGGGGGGAUGGUUCUUCCUGAUGGUACCAGACGCAAGAUCCAGAUCUUGCUUCUUGCGGGGGGUGACCUCAUUGAGUCGAUGGGCAAAAAGGAUGUUUGGGCGUCCGAAGAUCUGCACCACAUCCUCGGCCACUUUGGAUGUAUGGUCAUUGAAAGGACGGGUACUGAUGUUUGGGAGUUUCUGCUGUCGCACGACAUUUUGUAUGAGCACAAGGACAACAUACACGUUGUCAAGCAGGUCAUUUACAAUGACAUCAGUUCGACCAAAGUGCGCCUCUUUGUCAAGCGCAAAAUGUCAAUCAAAUAUUUGGUUCCGGAUGCCGUCAUGCAUUACAUUUUUGACAAAUCGCUGUACUCCACCAAACUGACAAGAAAGCGGGACUAUGUCACUUACGCGUUUGACUAG
Kickxella alabastrina is the source of this 798-nucleotide messenger RNA. RefSeq lists its product as uncharacterized. Gene Ontology annotation, molecular function: nicotinate-nucleotide adenylyltransferase activity; nicotinamide-nucleotide adenylyltransferase activity. The transcript is spliced from 5 exons. The coding region runs from base 1 to 798 and encodes 265 amino acids. The record is from RefSeq and is a predicted model, not a curated record. Lineage: Eukaryota; Fungi; Kickxellomycota; Kickxellomycetes; Kickxellales; Kickxellaceae. Gene Ontology annotation, biological process: NAD+ biosynthetic process.